Molecule: messenger RNA, 4200 nt
Organism: Conger conger (European conger)
Lineage: Eukaryota; Metazoa; Chordata; Actinopteri; Anguilliformes; Congridae
Product: retinitis pigmentosa 1-like 1 protein
Exons: 13
Coding region: 1115-2407 (430 amino acids)
Source: RefSeq, a predicted model, not a curated record
CUAGAUCAGCUCAACAUAGAUACAGAAGUGCUAGAUAUUAGUUCAGCUGGAAUUUGUAUUUUCUGAGUAUGGAAUUACUUCAAAUAAUCUCGAUGAAAAUGACCUGUUUGACUCAUUCCAGCUGAACUAGCAUGAUGGAUGUUCUGUGGCAGUCAGUACUUUUAGCAAAUUAAGCAUUUGGGUGCAAAAGACUGGCCCUGCAUUUUGUACUGUGGCCUUGUGAGCUCACCAGUGCUGGCAUUUACAGCUAAUUGUGUCAGGAUAAUUGGUGGAGACAAAAUCCCCAGGAACUAAGUUAUCCCUGACAUUGUGUCUCAAAAGAGAACUUCUUCAUGGCUUGCAUCGGUGCUCACAUGUUCUAUCAGAUGGUGGGGAAAGCUAUUGAAAAAGACAGUGCUCAAAUUGAAUGUGGCUAUGUAUCAGGGAACAAUGCUCAGAACUGACACAUUUGCAUUACGCACAUGCUGUUCACAUAUCCAACAGUGCAUCUGAUUUGAUUGACAGCAAGAACGCCAACAGUGUUUCACUACAUGUCAGUACUAUGCCUGUGUGCAUCCCAUCUCAAUACAUGUUAAUACCGUAUACUGAAAGUUUGCUUUCAUUUUUUGAAAGUUGAGAAAAUGAUUAUUUAAUUCAUUAUUUAAAUUGAAUGUUUCCAACACAACUGCUCACAGGAAUCUGAAAUCUAGUAAAACCUGGUCAAAAAUGGACAAAUUAUGAUUUGGUUAUGAAAAUAUCAUACCUAAAUCAUAAUUUAAGAACAAUUAGCAAUUGUUGCUCAAUUGUUUUUAUGAAUCAAAGACCAGCUUUAUUGUUGAAACACUGAUGUGCUACACCUGCCUGUGCUGCUCUGUUGAGUUCAGAAGAGGAGGGAACUUCAGGAUAAACGUUUAGCUUUUUUUGAUUCUGUGGCAGGCAAGGGAUUGGAAUCAUUGGUUGGAUCGUACAAGGAUUGGGAAAAGUUGUACCUCAGAUUGAUGACAAGUACAAAGAGGGUACUGAACCAGGGGGUGAUAUAGAGAAUCAGGAAACAAAUGAUGUCCCAGAUGCAGAAGCUCUUCCCGUGGUAGAGGUACAGUCAGAGGAAGAGUCCUCUCAGUCCAUCACACCCAGCAUGGUUGACUGGAUAAAGAAGAUCAUUCCCCAGCCUGAAAUCCCAGGCUCUGUCCACUAUCCACCAGCGAAAGUUACCUCACCGCCACCAGAGGCACAGAAACAAGCAGAGGAAGAGACUAAUGUGGUGGGCUGGUUUGUGAAGGGACUGGGCCGCAUGGUGCCACAGCCAGUGCUCAAAUCAAAAGAGGAGGCCUCAGAGAAAACAGUUGUGCAAAACAUCUGUAUCUGUCAGCAGCCCGGUGAUUUGGUGGUGGAGGAGGUUGAGGAGCAACAGGACCAGGGCCAGGGCCAGCUCCUGCGGGAGGAGUCCAGUGCGUCGACCCAGGUGCAGUCCACCCAGCAGGAGGAAACAGAGAUGCACACAGAGGCUACCACAGUAACAAUGGGGGACAGUCAGGAGCAAAUGCAGGCUGAAAGUGGACAGGUGAAGUUGGACAGCCAAGCUGAGGGAGACCAGGCCGCACACCUGGCUGAGGAAAGCGCUCAAACGGAGGUCUCAAAACUUGCUGAGGAGGCCACUGAAGCGGAGGGAGACCAGGCCGCACACCUGGCUGAGGAAAGCGUUCAAACUGAGGUCUCAAAACUCGCUGAGGAGGCCACUGAAGCGGAGAUCUCAAAACUCGCUGAGGAGGCCACUGAAGCGGAGGGAGACCAGGCCGCACACCUGGCUGAGGAAAGCACUCAACCUGAGGCCUCAAAACUGGCUGAGGAGGCCACUCAAGCAAGUAGCGGAGAGCAAUCGGCCAAUAUCCAGGAGGAAGAGAUGAAAGAAGUUUUUGAGAGCCAGGAGUUUAUGGACCCCGUAGAAGGCACCCCUCUGCUGGUCUCCGCUGAGACUGAACCCAGAGUGCCCGAGCCGAAGGAGGCAGAGCCAGAAAAGGCCACAAAAAGAGACUCUUCAGUUCUCGUGUCCACAUCAGUGAAUGAGCCAGAGCCCGACGUAGUGACCACGCAGCCUGACCCUAGCAAGGACAUGCUCCCGCCCUCACCCAACGUUCAGGAGGAUGAGACUGCAGAUGAGGGGUGUGGAGUGCCCACCAGUUGUAUUGCUGUGAGGAACUGGCUGAUGCAGAUGCCCCACACGUCACAGUGCCUGGCCAAUUUCAACCGGCUUCUGCAGGAGAAUGCCAUCACACUCCCCAGCAUGCCCAGCAAGCCUUCGCUCGGCCUGAUGUGCGAAAGCCUGCCCAGUCUGCCCAGUCUGCCCCCUCAGUUCUCCCAGCUGCCCCAGCGGGUUCAGCAGUACUACCUCAACAUCCUCAGCAGACUCAGGCCUCAGCAGGAAACCUAAGACCCAGGCCCCAUCCUGUCCAGUGGCAGACAGCUUCCAUAUUUUCCUGCUUAUCUUUCCCUGCCUCCCAUUGUCCCCCGGAACUUUGCCUGCAUACCACUGGUUCCCUGACUCUCACCUGCCUUUCAUUAGCCCCUGAUUCAGCCCUACCUUCCACACUUCGCUUGCGAUUACCCUUCAGGCGAACUGGCUGCUUUCAUGUGUUGAGGGGCAAGAGUGCCUUGCUGUACUGCACUGUGCUGAUGCUGCUAUCUCAGCUACGGAUGAACACCGAUGUGGCCUUUUGUCUUAGAUUAAUUUUAAGAAUGUCACAGUGAAGGAAGUAUUCAAAUCAACCAAAUGAGAGUUAAAGUCAAUGAGACUGUUUCCUUACCCAACAACACUAGCGGUUGACCAGCUAUUUAGUCAACCAAGGUGGACUAAUUUUAUGGUAGGAAUGUUGCUAAUUACUUUCAUUUAAUGCAAGUAACCACAAUAAUAACAUCAAUAUUGUAAGGAUUUUUGAAAUCAUGAUUAUAAGGGUUAUAUUUUGCACAGACAUGCUACCACAUGUUCUGGAGAGUUAUAGUGUUGUGUGUUGUUUUGUGUCCCAGUUCAGUGUCACACAGCUGUCAUGGGGACACUAAAUAUUCAAGAUCCCUGUACAAUUCCCCAUAUAACAUCAUUACUGUCCCUUAGGUCCCCAUGGAAACUAAGAGGUGAGCUUCAUAACAAUUAUUUUAUGACUAUGGUAAUAUAAUUUUUAUACCCUCCAUACUUAUAUCAUUUCGUUUGGCCUUUUAAAAAGCGAAUAUCAAAACAGUAACCAAUCGUGAAACCAGAAACAAAUGAGAAAUUCUUAAUUUGCCAUUCUCUAUUUUUUUCUCAGUUUUUUUAACUGGAGGUUCCCUGUGAACAUUUGUGGCUUACCUUGAAUUUAUUGUAAUCUUUGUGCAUAAAAAAAACAGGAAUGCAACAGCUCACAGCAACUUAACUGUAACUCAUUUGUAGAGGUUGGUAUUACUUGAAGGCAUUCUUUGUUUCCGUUUUUAACACUGUGCUGUGUUGUUUUGUCCUUGGUGAAGCUUUCUGAUGGUGGGUGGAGGGAACAGGGAUCACCAUUGCAGAUAUCUUGGACAGAGAUCAGUGACCCAGAUCCACUGCCCACAAUCCCAGCUGCUGCUGUGAGCCUUUGAUGGAAGAGUGAGCCUUUAGAAGCCACAAAUGGGAGGAGCUUUCAUAUGCUCACUGAUGUGAACCAAUCGGAGUGUUUUGCUGUGGAUGGCAAACUAUUUUCAUUGGUUCAAACGAGUCAGCGAUUGACAGCUCAUUGUUCCUCCUACGAUGUCUUACCUUAUACAGCCUAUAUCUGAGUCGUGUGAUAAGGUCAUGUGAUCAGUAUGGGAGGGAAUGGGGAAUGGAGCCUUACGACAGCCAUGUCUGGAUUAUUACAUUGCCUCUACACAUCCCACAUAGCGCUUUUUAUCAUAGCUGAAUGCUAUCACAUGGCAGAAAGUCAUGUGAUCUGUUAUGUGUGAAGGGUGUCCAUGUGUAUUUGUAAUUAUGUGCACAUUUUGAAAUCAUUUUGUAUUUUAUAAAAUGAUUUUUUAAAAUGUAUUGUUCUGAUUGCUGCCUGUCCUGUGAUAUUUUAGUCCAUGGCCUAGUUGACACCAAAAAUCCUGGUAACAUUUCUGUGCUUUGUAGAAGCUUGAAACAUUGUCACAGUAUUUGCUUUGGAGAUAUAUAUUUGAUGGUACCCUGUUAUUUGAGUUAUUUGGUCUGAGUAGGUAAGCACCUGACUUCUGUGAACUCAC